Messenger RNA from Monoraphidium neglectum, 615 nucleotides. RefSeq lists its product as hypothetical. NCBI's taxonomy places the organism in Eukaryota, Viridiplantae, Chlorophyta, Chlorophyceae, Sphaeropleales, Selenastraceae. The annotation marks the transcript as partial. The record is from RefSeq and is a predicted model, not a curated record. The transcript has a single exon.
CUGCUCGCGAACGAGCGCCGCGCGCUGCGCAAGGCGCUGAGCUGGCUGCUGCUGUCCGCGCGCGACCCCCUCGCGCCGCCGCCGCGGUACAACCUUGCGGUGCAGCUGCCGCGCGUGCGGCGGGUGCGCGAGCGCCAGCUGGCGGGGACGCCUGAGUCAUGGAAGGGCGGGCUGCAGGGGGAGACGGACGAGGGCAGGGCGGCGGCUGCCGCGGCGGCGGGCGGGGCGGCGGCGGCGGCGGCGGGCUCGCCGGCAGGCGCCGCUGGGGGUGCCGAUGGGGCCGGCAGGGCGGCGGCCGGGCCUAAUGCCAGCACCUCCUCCGCGGCAAGUAGGGAGGAAGCGGCCGUGGGCGGCAGCGGCGGCGGUGGCGGCGGGCAUGAACCGGGGCCGACGAGCAAGGUGUUGCGCAGCGGCGUCGCAGGCGGCGGACAGGGCAUGGCAGCAGGGGCAGGCGCGCGGGCGACUGGCUCCCGGCAGUCGAAGCGGCAGAGGCGGGCCGAGCCGCCAGCAGCAGCGGGGGAGGCUGGUGCCGCAGCAGCGGCAGCAGCUGCGGGCUCGGCGGCAGCCGUUUCAGGGGCGGCGCCCACGACACCGGCGUCCGCGCUGGCUGAGUAG